UCUAAGCUGUGUGCAGAUGUUGGCCAGUGGGCGGCUAGCAUAUAGGACAUUAUGUCGCAGCUUUGCCUCGCUUCGAGAAAUGGCAGGACCAAAUGACCCAACUUUAUUAUAUGAGCCAAAAUUUCCGGAUACAAGAGAAUAUCCAGAGUAUGCAACACUUAAUGUCCGGAUACAAGGAUACGAUUUUACACAUAUUGAGAAAUUUCAAGGUUAUGUGGAUAGAAUGGCUCGACGCUUCAAAUUUAACGUUUUGGAGAGUUACGCCGUCGCCGCCCAAACUCAACGAAUUGUUGUGUACAAGCCAAAUAGUACGAUCGUAGAAAAUGAGAUAAAUUUAGCCUUAUAUGAUAGAAGUGUGCUUUUUGGUGACAGCAAACGGUUUGUUUUACCAAACAGUUGUUAUGACAUUAAUUUUAGAGUCGUUCGACUUGGCAACGUACCUGCACCUCAUCUUCAGCUUUUUAUUGCCCUCAUUCAAACCCAUUUACCCGUAGGAGUCACGGUAACGUUCAAAGAGCACGAGAAAGCAGACGAAGACUACCGAUAUAUUCCCGAUAUCCUUUUAAAACAAAAGCAAGAAGAACUUAAAGCUUUGGAUGAUCCAGUGGUUCGGCGAAAUCUUGGAUGGGAGUAGAU
Messenger RNA from Strongylus vulgaris, 636 nucleotides. The record is from the annotation of a GenBank genome assembly. Lineage: Eukaryota; Metazoa; Nematoda; Chromadorea; Rhabditida; Strongylidae.